UUUGUAUAUUAUAUUAGAAUAAAAUUUCUGGCAAUGACGUUAAAUCCAAUGCCGACAACACGCUUCGAAUGAUUGUGCAGUUUGGAAAGUUUUUUCUUUUUUAGAGUUCAUUGGAAGUUUUAGUUUGUAUUUUUUGUAGUUGUUCUUCAUCAGUUUUAAACCAUGUUAAUUACUUUGAAAACUCUAAAACAACAGACUUUCAAAAUAGAAGUGGAUGAAUCGGAGUUGGUUAGAACAUUUAAAGAAAAAAUUGAAGCUCACAAGGGCGGUGAAUUUCCAGCCAACUGUCAGAAAUUAAUAUAUGCAGGCAAAAUUCUAAGUGAUGACACAAAAAUUGGAGAAUAUGAUAUUGAUGAAAAGAAAUUUGUUGUUAUUAUGGUAACAAAGCCUCAAAACUCUCCUCAAGAAGAAAGUACGUCUGCAGGUGCCACAGCAGCUGUUGCUGCUGCUAAACCUGCUAGUCAAACUCCUGCAAAAGCCCCAACUCCUAAGGAAAACCCUGAAGCUUCUGCAGUAGAAUCAAAACCUGCUGAAGCAAAAGGUGAAGAAACAGCUGAGCCAAAAGAAUCGACUGAAAGUUCAGAUACCAGCCUUCCCAGUGUAAAUGUUGAAGCAUUAAAUAUAUCUGCAGCUGAAUCUGCUCUUCUUCUUGGUGCAGAUUAUGAGCGGACGGUUUCUCAAAUAAUGGAGAUGGGGUACGAAAGAGAUGAUGUUGAGCGUGCACUUAGAGCAAGUUUUAACAAUCCAGAUCGAGCUGUGGAAUAUUUACUUUCGGGUAUGAUUCCUAGUGAGAAUGCUGAGCCUGCAGAAGAAUCACAGGGUGAAAGUCAGCCUAGUACUAUCCAAAUUCCUGCUGGUAAUGAAGCUGAACCUUUAGCAUUUCUUAGAACUCAACCCCAGUUUCAGCAAAUGCGUCAAGUGAUACAACAUAAUCCUCAGUUACUAAAUGUUGUACUGCAGCAAAUAGGACAAAACAAUCCACAACUACUAUUAUUAAUAUCUCAAAAUCAAGAGGCCUUUGUACGAAUGUUAAAUGAGCCUGCUGCGAGUGGUGGGCAAUCUAGCAAUACUGCUGCUCCUGCAAGUGGGGGUGGUGGAGGAGGAGGAAGUGGUAGUGCUGCUGCUGCAACUGCUGCUGCUGCUGCUCUUAGUGGAGCUGGCGGAAUAACUUUUGAACCUACCAUUGGUGGUGGCCAAGUAGCUUCAGUUCAAGUUUCUCCGCAAGAUAGAGAAGCCAUUGAAAGAUUAAAAGCCUUGGGAUUUCCUGAAUACAUGGUAAUUCAAGCUUAUUAUGCCUGUGACAAGAAUGAAAAUCUUGCUGCUAACUUCCUUUUGUCUCAAAACUUUGAUGAUUGAUCUAUAUUACUUAAUGUAUUAACAUCCAGCAGAAUGAACAUUGUUUUAUACUUCUGUUAUCUACUAUUAAGUUGAUGCAUCUAGAACCUUUGAAAAAAUUUACCAAAUUAUUAUUAUUAAACAAAUUAUUUUAAUUUUGAUGAAAAUAUUUUAAACUUGAAGAUAGAGUACAUUGGAUCAUUAUAUGAUUGAAUGCAUAUGUACAUAUUUCGUUUCUCGUUAAACAUUAUGUUAAUUGAUUUCAUUACAUAAAAAAAUAUUUUUUUGCUAACUGAAAUAAAGUUUUGUUCUCGAAUUUGCAAGCUCUGAUACAUUUUAUUCAGACAUUUUCAGCUUGCUUACUGCAAUAAACUUGUUUUAAAGAAA
Messenger RNA from Parasteatoda tepidariorum (common house spider), 1722 nucleotides. It is a transcript of the gene Rad23, whose product is annotated as UV excision repair protein Rad23. The record is from RefSeq and is a predicted model, not a curated record. NCBI's taxonomy places the organism in Eukaryota, Metazoa, Arthropoda, Arachnida, Araneae, Theridiidae. Gene Ontology annotation, molecular function: ubiquitin binding; polyubiquitin modification-dependent protein binding; proteasome binding. Gene Ontology annotation, cellular component: cytosol; nucleoplasm. Gene Ontology annotation, biological process: proteasome-mediated ubiquitin-dependent protein catabolic process; nucleotide-excision repair.